AUGGGAGGUAGUCCAUCAAAGAGUUCAUAUCGAACACAACCGGGGGGAUGGCUGACUACGAGGACUCCUGCAGAAACGCAGGAGCCGCCCACAGAGACUCAGGGCACACAGGAAACAGCGGCACUGCCUCCUAGGAAUGCCGGGAGUAAAGAUGGCAAACGUUCGUUGUAUACCAUGGAGCCUGGCUAUCCAACACCAGUGCCACCUCCGAACAAUCUCGUUGGUAUCCUGAGUGUUACGGAUGUCACAGUUCCGAACUCCCUCGCAAAAGAGAUAACUGCAGACUCUUGUAACACCAUGGAAGAAUUGGUAGAGGAAUUAACCGGUGAUUUUAAUAUGGAUAUCCUCAAAGUAAGGGCCAUUUUUAUGUGGGUUGGGACACAGCCCUUCACCGUCCAACAGUACCCCGACGACGCCGACCCCGAGUCACCAACUGGAUACCUGCGACGGAUGGCCAUGGGCAAAAUGUCAUAUGCCGAGAUAUUCACGAUCAUGUGUCGACUGGCUAAGGUGCCGUGUGUAAUGAUACCCGGGGUAGCAAAGUCCUCUGCGUAUGAGGUGGGCGACGAAAAUGUAGACAAACUAAGGAAUGUGUGGAAUGCAGUAUAUGUGGCGGGAGGUUGGAGGAUCAUUUUCCUGCUAUGGGCCUUCCGAUCCAUUGCCGGCAAGAGCACAGGAGUCGUACCCAUCGCUGAUCCGACAAGCGAAGAUUACAAGAACCAGGAAAAGAUGCUAAAGGAAAAGAUAAUAUCUACUGUGAAAGAAUAUUACUUCCUCACCAGUCCUGAGGAAUUCGUGUAUAGGUGUUUACCUGAUGAGGAAAAAUGGCAGAUGUCUUAUAAAAAAUUCAAUAAGGCAAAAUUUAUAAAAAUUCCGUAUCUACGUCCAAAGUUCUUUGAGCUUAACCUGCAGUUAUCGAGUGCCCCCGAGGGUAUUCUGACGACAGACAAUGGCGUGAGUGAGGUGAUGAUUAAGCAUGGUGCUGGGCCCGUGGCUUUGGUACACGACCUUCUAUACAACGAAAGUCAAUCUAAACAGAAACUGCCUCCAGGUGUUCAGUUACCCCGAUACUGCGUUAUCAUAAAUGACGGCGACAAAGUACGCUUUAGCAUGCGUUUUCCUUUCGCUGGCGUAUACAAACUACAGGUUCUAGAUGCGGAGUUCGAAUGGCUUUGCUCCUUCAAAAUCAUAUGUAAAACUGCAAAACAGCUCUGCGAGCCUUUCCCUGAAGUGUCUAAUAUCGGAUUUGGGCCAUGUCGGGCGACACUUGACGCCAAACUCACGGCCGAAUCCCACAAUGAGGGUGUGAUUAAGGUGAUAGAAAAGAAGGAAAUUGAGAUGAUGUUCUCUGUUCCCCAGACCGUAUCUGUGAAGGCAGUGUUGAAUAGUGCUAAAAUACCGGGAAAAGCUCUAAAAGAUUGUGUUAAACAGCGGGUACAGUUUGACAGUCUGACAAUCAAAGUGACUGUACCUCACAGAGGCGAUUUCUGUCUUAAAUUACUGACUAAGGGCAAAAAUCCCUCAGACAAAUACCGGGUGGUCUGUAAUUACUUACUUACUACAGACGAGUUUAACUCGAAGAAAAAACCGAGAACGUACGAGAACGCCGAAGAGAAGAACGCACGUACACGUCUAUUCAACGCACUGAUAAAGGGGGAUAACCCCGCCGAACUUCAGGAAGCAAUAGACAAAUUCAACGUGUUAAACCUGCCUGACGACGGAGAGGUAGCGAAGGCUAAAACCCAGGUGUGCUACCUUAAAACAAUGAAAGAUUUUAAAGAAGGUCUAAGUCGACGAAACCUUCCCAUAUUAGAAAAGGCUAUGGAAAACUCCAAAACCCUGCCUAAAACGGAUGAGAUAAAACCUUUAAUACGUCAGUCCUCAAAGAUGGUCAGGAACCUGAGAACUCUGAAGAAGCACUCUCAUGAUGUACUUGCAUUGAGUUCCAGAACAAUAUCAGAACUUCAUCGGUACAAGGAACCCGUGCCUAUUAUGGUGGACAUUAUGCGCGCCACCUACCUACUUCUGGGCGAAAAUGAGUCUACAGUGGCAGAGUGGGAAGACCUCCAGACGUUAAUGAGGAAGACAGGUCGUGAUAGUCUAAGUGUUAGAAUUCGUCUUUUUGAUGUAACAAAACUGAAAGUUCCAUUGGCCAAGAAAGUGCUCGGGAUCCUCAGUCAGUACGACAAAGAAACAGCUCUCGGGGCCAGCGCCGGCGCAGGCACCUUCUAUCAGUGGGCAAGUGGCGUAGCCCAGGAUGUGAUAUCCGAAGAAUCCACUACACAGACAGAUAAUUCAUCCACCCCUUUGGACAGCCCUGACACUCCACAAGGCAAACAACGUGACACACCACAUGAUACACCACGUUUCACACCUAUUGACACAUCACGUGACCAAAAACAAAAUACUGAGGAGAACGGAGUACCAAUAACUACCAGGAGCGAUUCAGUUUCACCGUGUCUUAGCUUGAUAGCUACAUAG
Molecule: messenger RNA, 2481 nt
Organism: Mizuhopecten yessoensis (Yesso scallop)
Lineage: Eukaryota; Metazoa; Mollusca; Bivalvia; Pectinida; Pectinidae
Product: hillarin-like
Exons: 9
Coding region: 1-2481 (826 amino acids)
Source: RefSeq, a predicted model, not a curated record